UUUGGGGAGUCAUUUCAAUAUAAUAUGUGAAACAAAAAAUAGUCAACAUUUUCUGACAAUGGAGACAAUGAAUGCAGAUAUUGGUGACUCAAAGGCGAUCUUCAAUGCAUUACACUCACGGGUAGAAAAUUCACCAGUUUAUUCUACUUUUUAUCGUGUUUUGUACAACCUAUAUCUGAUAGAGAAUAGUCAGUCUGACAGUGGCCAAAUUUGGUACUCCAUCGAAAAAAUUGUAAAGGAAGUUACAAAAGCAGAAUGCAAUGAAGAUCCACAAUCUCUUGUUGGAGAAACCCACCCACUUCCUAUCCAUACUCUGGAGAGCAAGGAAACUCAGACAAGUUGGGAUACCAACACCUUUCCAAAUCUUUGUAGUGAAGGCGAUGAAAAUACACUGAAGGAUGCGUUGAAUGAAAACUCGGAAUCUGGUGGCGUAAUGACAGAACUAGCUCCAGCACCCCCUCUGCCACCUCCGCCACCUCCACCUUCUGCGCCACCUCGUGUCCCUGAAACGCCUCUUGCACCCCCAAUACCUAUACCAGAACCAAAGUGCAGAGUUAAACACAUAAUGUGGAAUAAAAUAUCAAACGUUCCUUCCGAAAAAAAGAACAUUUGGAGGGAUAUCCUUGAAAUGCCAGACAAAAUUGAAGUUGAAUAUGCUGAUUUGGAGAAUUUUUUUGCCAACAACGAAAACGAGAAUGCAUCUCCCAGGACAGAAUGCAAGAGUAAAGUACCACCUUUGAAUCAGAAUAGAAAACUAAAUGUAGAGAUCUUUUUGAAAAACUGCGGAAGACCGAUAAAAGAUAUUAUUCAACUUCUGCAGUAUGGAGACUACGAAAAGUUUGAAGUUGAAAAGUUAAAAAGACUGAAAGAAGUUCUUCCACAACGUGACGAGAUUGAAUUUUUUCAGAAUUUUGAAGGAAAUGCUGAAAACCUUGAAGACGCCGAAAAGUUUCUCUUUUACAUGACACAUCUUCCAAACCAUGAAUUUCGAACUGAGGUUCUUAUUCUGAAGGCUGAUUUUAACGCACAACUCAAAACAAUAAGUUCACAGUCUGAAUUUUUUCUAAAGACUUGUGAUCUAAUAUGUGAGGAUCAGUCACUGAAGAUUUUUCUCCGAUACGUUUUACACACAGGAAAUUUCUUGAACAAAGGAAGUAAAUUUGGUAAUGCACGGGGAAUUCGUAUACCUUCUCUCAAGAUCCUAAUGGACACCAAGUCAAGUAGUACCUGCAAAAUGUCUUUCCUCCAUUACUUGGUGGAGACAUCGGAACAAGGGGAUCCAGGUGCCUUGAAGUUUGUAGAAACCUUGCAGGAGCCUCUAGAGAACGCGUCAAGAUUUCCGAUGAAUGGUAUAACUGAUGAAUUUAAUCAGCUUAGGAAGAUGGUUAAGAGACUUAAACAAAAAUGUGAACAAACGGAAGAUGAAGUGAAAACACAGUUUACCGAUUUUUUAAAGAAAGCUGAUACUCAAAUGAAUGAGGCAGAUGACAUUAAAGAGAGAAUGCAUAAACAGUCUACACGUCUAGCCCAAUAUUUUUGCGAAGAUGAAAAGAACUUCAACCCAGAUGAUUUUCUGGUUGCUUUCAAGGAAUUCUGCAAGAAUAUCAGAACCUGCCAACGGGAUAUCCAACAGAGGAGAGCUGUAGAAGAUAUGACCAAAAGACGUAGAGGUUCUUGGAAUCCCUGUACCAAAUCCCAGGACAAGGAUGUGAGGGAAAGAGCAUCUACCUUGCAUUAACAGACAGAUACAAUGACAAAAUGUGAAAAAAGGAAAGUUACAUAUAAUUUAUUAACAAACAAACUUAGACGUACAAAUGUGAAGCCAAAUAUUUUUUUCCAUUUGAGCCUUUAAGGUACUUC
Saccostrea cuccullata (small rock oyster) is the source of this 1860-nucleotide messenger RNA. Its product is annotated as inverted formin-2-like. NCBI's taxonomy places the organism in Eukaryota, Metazoa, Mollusca, Bivalvia, Ostreida, Ostreidae. Bases 59 to 1738 code for a protein of 559 amino acids. The transcript has 11 exons. The record is from RefSeq and is a predicted model, not a curated record.